UCCCGCGCGGGGUAGAGGAGAGUCCUGGGCAGCCCAGCAGGGAUCCUGAGGUUUGAAGGUGCGGCCUCGGGUAAAACUCUGGGCACCGUUGGCUUCGGACCUCCGUGCUCAUGCUCACGGGUGUUGCUUGGCAACUGUCCUUCUGGAGUGAAAGGUUCCCAACCGUCUCGGAGGCUUUGGGGAGGCCGUUGGCGCAUCCUCCAUAAGCGCUAGUGUCUGGUGCUGGCGGAGGCCGAAAGCGGAGCGGUGGGGCGGCGGGUUCGAGGCGUCUCUGAAGCCCCUAGGCUCCGCCAUGAAGAGCGUUUUCAGCCUGAGGAGUAGGAAGGGCUGGUGGUUCUGGGGCUCCUCCAUCAACGUGCAGCCCCACACCGCCAGCACCGAGAAUGUCAACUCGAGGCGGCUUGGGUACCCCGACAUUCAAGACAAAGACCUGGGGAAGAUCCACAAAGCUGCGGUGGCCGGAGACGUAGCCAGAGUGCAGGGGAUUCUCCUGUUGGGGAAAAGCGGCUUGAACGACCAGGACAGGCAGCUCAGGACUGCCCUCCAUCUGGCUGCUGCCCAUGGUCAUCAGGAAGUGGUAACCCUCCUCAUAGAGAGAAAAUGCCAGCUUAACCUGUGUGACAGUGAGAACAGGACAGCUCUGAUGAAGGCAGUACAAUGCCAGGAUGAGGCGUGUGCAACUCUUCUGCUAGAACACGGUGCUGAUCCAAAUGUCACAGACAUCUACGGCGAGACUGCCCUCCACUCUGCGGUCACUGCUGAGAGCACAUCAAUAGCAGGGAAGCUGCUCUCACACAAUGCAGAUAUAGAAGCAAGAAACAAGGCUGGCCUCACACCUUUAAUUGCUAUAAAUGAAAGGAAACAGGAAAUGGCUGAAUUUUUAAUAAAAGAGGGGGCAAACAUACAUGCAGUGGAUAAGUACAGACGGACAGCCCUCAUGUUUGCUGUAAAGUGUGAGGCAAUAAGUUUAAUCAGGCUGCUUCUUCAACAAGGUAGUGAUGUCUCUUCUGAAGAUAUCUUUGGAAACACUGCAGAAGAGCAUGCACUUAGUAGUGGAUUUACUGACUUUCAUCAAUUAAUUUCUCAGUUUAAACAAGAGCCGAGACUUAACACUUCUCAAAAUAGAAAUCCAGUGUGUAAGUGUUCUAAAGAAGACUCCUUAUGGAACAAACUUAGCAUUGAUGAUUCCUGCCCUAUAUCACGUGAUGAUGACCUGGAUUUUGAAAACCAGGAAGGGGCCACAAAGUCAGUAAUUGGAAAAAAAGAAGAGAUUGGCAGUGAACGUGCUCCACAACAGCAGAUUAAGAAUUACCAUUUGACUUACGUUGAUGGAAGACACAAAAAUAAUAGCAGUGACAUGACACCAGCAUUAGGAUUAGAAGAGGAAGAAGUGCAGUCACUUUGGUGUCUUGAGAGUAUUUCUGAGUGUCUUCCAGAGAAGCACAUUGAUCAUUUAUCUGGAGCUGCAGAUCAAAGAGAAAAAAAUAUAUUAAGUGGACAAAUAGAAGAUUCUGGAAAAUAUACUCACUUGGAGCCUACUGUUAAAGGGGGAGAUUCUGUCACUAUGAAGGCAGUAGAAAUGGAAGAUGUACGAACAUUUCAGUCAGACUUUUCAGAUUGGGAAUCUACUAGUUUGAAGCUCAAUAAGGAAGCUUGUCAGAGAUCUUGGCAUUUGAAGGUUGAUGAUAGCUGUCCAAUUGUAGCACAGUCAUCGAUUCCAAAUCAGUCGGUAUUGACAGCAUUUGGACAGACGACCUUAAGAGAUUCUCCUGGAAAAUAUACUCACUUGGAGCCUGCCAUCGAAGGGAGAAAUUCUGUUCCCACAAAGGCAGUAGAAAUGGAGGAUGUACAAACGCUUCAAUCAGAUUGGGAUUCUACUGUUUCAGUGUUUACUAAUGAGACUCAUCAAAGGUCUUGGAAUUUGAAAAUUGAUGAUAGAUGUCCAGUUGUAUCACAGCCAUCAAUCCCAAAUCAGUCAGCAUUCACAGCAUUUGGACAGACGACCUUAAGCGAUACUCCUGGAAAAUAUGCUCGCUUGGUGCCUACCACUGAAGGGAAAGAUUCUGUUCCCAUGAAGGCAGUAGAAAUCGAGGAUGUGCAAACAUUUCAAUCAGAUUUGUCAGCAACACUGGACCUAGAAGUGACAUCAAAGGAAGUUCAAGAAAGGCUUGAUAGUAGCAAAAGUAACCACCCAUGGGUGGAAGGAGCAAAGGAGCAGCACAAAAGUAGUAAAAUUGAAUUGUCAGAAAACAUAUAUGAUGCUGCUGAUGCCUUUGAUGGAUUCAUUCAACGAAGAAAGAGUGGGAAGGUGGAUAACCAGCUGUUUCCUAUAACAAGGAAUGAAGAUUCUGAGAGAGAUCCUGGCAUGCAUAUGAAGGAAGGAAAGAAAAAAGAAAUUAAAAAAAGGACAUCAAAAGAACCUGUGAUUCCACCAAUGGUUGAGAAGGCUGCCUUACUUGCUGGUGGUGUGCUUCAAAUAACUGAUGACAGCAGUUUAAGUGAAAUAGAUUGGGAAGAUGGAAGGUGUGCAGACAAAGCAUCUGAUGGAAAGGAUAAGGUCAAACAGAAAACUAAGUCUGUGGAUGACCUUGAUGACCUCAUUCAGUCAUCUGAAACAGCUUCAGAGGAUUGCAAGUUGCCCUCCUGUAAUUAUAAGAAUUUUAUGUUACUAAUUGAACAACAUGGUGCGAAUUGCAAAGAUUCUGUGAGCUUAUGGAAAAUCCAGGAUGCAGUUCUUUCAUAUGAAAGAUUAAUAGAACUUAAAAAAAAUCACUGCGAGCUACUGACAGGAAAUAUUAAAGCAAUGAAAAAUAGGUUUAGUGUCCUACAGAAGGAGCUGUCAAAAGCAAAAGAAACAAAAUCACAGAUAGAACAUCAGAAAAUGGAAUGGAAACGAGAAUGCUCCAACCUGAGAGAAACCUUGAAACAAGAAGAGAUGAAAAGAAAACAUGCUGAUAUAAUACAUAAAAAAAUUAAGGAGCAGUUAAGAGAAAAGAAAGAGCAGUUUAGUAAAGAAGUUGAAGCCAAGCAGCAGCUUGAACUCAGGCUUCGAGCACUAGACAUGGAAUUAAGGACUGUAAAAAAUAACUUGGAGCGGGUUUCUGGCAGUGAUGAAAGAGAAAAAGAUCUGCUCCAUAAAAACCAACUAUUACGGGAUGAAAUUAUCAUGCUAAAACAGGAGAUAGACACAAUAAAAAAUCAGAAACAGGAAAAGGAAAAGGAAUAUUUUGAUGACAUUGAAAUUAUAAAAGAAAAGAAUCGUGAGCUUAAAAAGACAAUACGACAGAAUAAGGAAACUUUAGCAAAAACAAUUUUUGAGCACAGCCAACAACUUCAUGAUCUGAAGGCUGAGGUGGCAUCACUCAACUCCAAACUGGAGAAUGAAAAGCAGAACAAAGAAAGGCUGGAAACAGAAGUGGAAUCAUGCCAUUCUAGACUGGCUAGUGCUCUGUGUGAUCACGAGCAAAGUCAGACGUCCAAGAGAGACCUAGAGCUGACUUUCCAGAGAGCAAGAGAGGAGUGGCUUCAUUUACAAGAAAAAAUGAAUUUUGAUUUGACUAAUCUAAAAGUUAACAAUGAGAUUCUCUCUCAAAAACUUUCCAGCUCUGAAAGUAAAUUCAACAGUCUGGAAAUCAAGCUCCAGCACACAAGAGAAGCUCUCACAGAAAAGACUUCGAUUUUAGAAGAUGUGCAAAGAGACCUCAGGCAAACUCAGUGUGCAAAGAAGGAAAUUGAGCACAAGUAUGAAAAGGAACAAGGUAAAAUGAAUGACUACAUUGGGAAGCAGGCAUCCUUAGAGGACAGAGUAUCUCAACUGCAAAGUGAAAACACGCUGCUUCGAGAGCAACUGGAUGAUGUUCAUGACAAAACAGACAAUAAAGAGAAGUCGCUAGUGAAUAUACAAGACCAGUUUCAGGAUAUCUUGAAAAGACUUCAAAAUGAAAGUGAAAAGCAAGUACACAUGCUGGAAGAAAGAGAGAAGGAGUUAAUGGAUGAAUGCAGCCAUUUAAAAGAACGAAUGUGUCAGUAUGAAAACGAGAAAGCGGGAAGAGAAGUGAUUGUGAAACAACUUCAACAAGAACUGGCUGAGUCCCUGAAAAAGCAAUCUAAGUCAGAGGCUUCACUGGAGCUAACCUCACGUUAUCAGAUUAAUUUAGAAGAGGAGAUACAGUAUUUAAAGACAUUAAGUCAAAUCAGAAGUCAAUUGCAAAAAGCACAGGAUCAACAUGCAGCAUCCGUAAGAUGUGCUGAGAAGAUGCAAGAUCACAUACAAAAGAUUGAAAUAGAAAAUGCCAAGCUAAAAAGUACAGUCAAAAAACAAGGAUGCAAAAUUGAGCAGCUUCAGAAAAAUCUGCAAAGUGCCAGUAUGAUGGAUGAUCUUACUGCAAACCCAGAAACAGCAUCUUCAGCCUGGCCACAUCUAGUUACAGAAAAUCAAUUUCGCCAACAGGAGUUCUCUGUGAAAGCAAUGCAACAUAAAUGUGAAAGACCAGAAAAGAAGAAAAAGAAAUUGAAACAAGUAAUAAUAAACCUCGAAAAUCCUAUGGAAACGAAUUUGGUAGAAUGCUGUCAAGUUGAGAAGGAUAUGCAAGUAGUUGAACAAACAGUACAGGAUAUAGAAGAAAAAGUAAAAAAAGUUAAUAUACUUUUACAGACGCAAGCAACAUCUCAAAAGCACUUAGAACAAUUAAUAGACAGUCAUAAUACUUCAGUGAGAAAUCAAAUGGAACUCAGUUGUAAAGUUCUGGAAACUGAACUCUUCAACUUGAAAACUGAAAAAGAUUCUAACAGAAUAGAAUUGGAAAAAUACAAGCAACUCUACCUAGAAGAAGUAAAAGCUAAAGAAUCUUUGGAAAAUAAGUUAAGCAGAACGAAUGAAAGGCUAACAGAGGUCAGCAGCAAACGUCAUAUGGAGAAAAUGCAUAACAGAUGUUUACUCAGCACUUUUGCUACCAUGCCAGUUCCGGGGCUACCUUAUGUUGCAGAGCCAAAAAAUCAUUUAGUGCCCUAUAGAUAUCUUACUGCAAGGCAAAAUUCAACAACCUCUCCAACCACCAAUGCCGGGCCCUCAAGUGACAACAAAGACAUUUACUACCACAAGAUGAAGCAGGAGUUCGAACAAGCUGUAACAAGAGAACUAAAAGAAGCUGCUGCUGAACAUGAAUUUGAAACUUGUAUAGCUUCUUUAGGACCUACUGAAGAGUCCAAAUUAAAUCAAGAUCCACUUUUGAAAGCAUCUGAAGAAUAUAUGGAGAUCUUGAAGAAAAAGUAUACGAUAUGAAUGAUAAAUAGUAAAAGUUGAUUUCUUGGGCUGUUUAUAUAACAUUUUAAUCACUUCCCACUUAACAUAUGACAUGCAAAAAUGUUUAU
Molecule: messenger RNA, 5370 nt
Organism: Talpa occidentalis (Iberian mole)
Lineage: Eukaryota; Metazoa; Chordata; Mammalia; Eulipotyphla; Talpidae
Product: ankyrin repeat domain-containing protein 62-like
Molecular function (GO): protein binding
Source: RefSeq, a predicted model, not a curated record